This is a messenger RNA of Schizophyllum commune H4-8, 1032 nucleotides long. Its product is annotated as Pkinase-domain-containing protein. The transcript is spliced from 5 exons. Gene Ontology annotation, molecular function: cyclin binding; ATP binding; cyclin-dependent protein serine/threonine kinase activity. NCBI's taxonomy places the organism in Eukaryota, Fungi, Basidiomycota, Agaricomycetes, Agaricales, Schizophyllaceae. Gene Ontology annotation, biological process: positive regulation of transcription elongation by RNA polymerase II; transcription elongation by RNA polymerase II; protein phosphorylation. Bases 1 to 1032 code for a protein of 343 amino acids. Gene Ontology annotation, cellular component: nucleus; cyclin/CDK positive transcription elongation factor complex. The record is from RefSeq and is a predicted model, not a curated record.
AUGGCACCAGCGCCACCGCCGGCAUCGGCCCCUGCUACAUCUGCGGAGAAGAGCGAGCUGUACAGCAUUGUCAGCCAGGUCGGCGAGGGCACCUUCGGCAAGGUCUACAAAGCCAUGAACAACGUGUCGAAGAAUUUGGUUGCGCUCAAGCGGAUACGCAUGGAGACGGAGCGCGACGGCUUUCCUGUCACUGCGAUGCGGGAGAUCAAGCUGCUUCAGUCGCUUAAGCACGAGAACGUCAUCCGAUUGUACGAGAUGAUGGUGUCGAAUGCCCACGUCUACAUGGUCUUCCAGUACAUGGACCACGAUUUGACUGGCAUCUUGUCCCAGCACCAGUUCAGCUUCACGGAGGCACAUCUCAAAUCGCUGUGCUACCAAAUGCUGGCGGGACUGGCCUAUCUUCAUCAUAAGGGCGUCAUCCACCGCGACAUCAAGGGCUCGAAUAUCCUAGUCAACAACCGUGGCGAGCUCAAGCUGGCGGACUUCGGAUUGGCGCGCUUCUACCACAAGCGGCGGCGUGCGGACUACACCAAUCGCGUCAUUACGCUAUGGUAUCGACCCCCGGAGCUGCUUCUUGGUGCGACUAUGUACGGGCCUGAGGUCGAUAUGUGGAGUGCGGGGUGCAUCAUGCUCGAGCUGUUCACGAAGAAGCCUGUCUUCCAGGGCGACGACGAAAUACACCAGCUGGACGUCAUCUACAAGGUGAUGGGAACGCCGACAGCAGAGCGCUGGCCUGGUGUGCACAACCUGCCGUGGUACGAGCUUGUCAAGCCGAAGGAGCCGGUACCAAACCACUUUCGUGAAUACUUCAAGAAGUGGAUGUUGCCACCUGCACUCGACCUCGCCGAGUUUCUGCUAGCGUAUGACCCGAGUGCGCGUUCCACUGCGACGCAAGCUAUGGAGGCAUCGUACUUUAAGCAAGAUCCGCAGCCCGAAUUACCUCUGUCUACGCUCGAGGGCGAGUGGCACGAGCUCGAGACUAAACGCGAGCGCGCUCGGCGGAAGAAAGAGACUCGCACGGGCACACAAUAG